AUUAAAGGCCCAAUUGUAGUACUAAUGUUAUGUGAGUCUAAACAGAAAAAGUGAAGCAACACAUAGUGGAGACGACCGCCGUUGGGAAUGGCCGCCAAAGGUGGAACGACUCCGGCAACAUACUCGCCGUGUCAGACAACCGGUAAAAACAAACCACCACUUUUUAAGGAAGAUUGGAUCCGACCCGAUGCCCGCGGAUUCCACCAGUGUAGACCCGCAUUUUUCAGGACCGGUGCUGUGAAUGCUGCAUCAGGAUCUGCAUAUGCUGAGUUUGGAAAUACAAAGGUCAUUGUGUCUGUUUUUGGGCCAAGAGAGAGCAAGAAGGCAAUGAUGUAUAGUGAUUCAGGGCGUCUGAAUUGCAAUGUCAGCUAUACAACGUUUGCAACUCCGGUUCGUGGGCAGGGUUCAGACCACAAAGAGUACAGUUCGAUGCUUCAUAAAGCUUUGGAGGGUGCAAUAAUAUUGGAAAGUUUCCCCAAGACCACUGUGGAUGUCUUUGCAUUGGUGCUGGAAUCUAGUGGAAGUGAUCUCCCAGUUGUCAUAUCAUGUGCUAGUCUUGCCUUGGCAGAUGCUGGAAUACUGAUGUAUGACCUUGUUGCCUCAGUUUCUGUGUCAUGUCUUGGUAAGAACCUCAUCAUUGAUCCUAUUUCGGAGGAGGAAAAUUGCCAAGAUGGAAGCAUAAUGAUUACUUGCAUGCCUUCUCGCUAUGAAAUCACCCAACUGACAGUUACCGGAGAAUGGUCCACUCCAAAGAUUAACGAGGGGAUGCAGCUGUGUUUGGAUGCUUGUGCGAAGCUUGCUAAGAUUAUGAGGACAUGUUUGAAAGAAUCCGCAUCUGAUGCACAGGAUGAUAGCUCUUAGCAACACAAAGAUCGCUUUUAAAUUGCUUCGUUUUUUUAUCUCUUCUACCUCAACAUUGGAAGAGAAUUUUGUGUUAGGAAGGAGGUAGGGUUAAGAUGCCUUUUAUGUGCUGCAGAUUUUGCCUUUACGAGCUUCUCAAAAGAUAAUGUGAAAGUUAAUUAGUUAAUAUUGCUUAUAUCAACAUAGUUUUCAAAUGCAUGCCA
Cicer arietinum (chickpea) is the source of this 1064-nucleotide messenger RNA. RefSeq names its product exosome complex component RRP41-like. Gene Ontology annotation, biological process: rRNA catabolic process; U4 snRNA 3'-end processing; nuclear mRNA surveillance. The record is from RefSeq and is a predicted model, not a curated record. Gene Ontology annotation, cellular component: cytoplasmic exosome (RNase complex); nucleolus; nuclear exosome (RNase complex). Lineage: Eukaryota; Viridiplantae; Streptophyta; Magnoliopsida; Fabales; Fabaceae. Gene Ontology annotation, molecular function: RNA binding.